AUGGUUGCUUCUUCUACCGAAACUAAGCAAUCUAGUUCUGCAGAACAAACUAAUCAACCGGCCUCGAACGAGAAUCCGGACUACUUCAACCGUGUCGGCAUCGAAAAACCAACUCCCGAACAAUUUUUGGAGCAUGCUGACGGAAGACAACGUGGCGAGCACCCAGGCAAAGGCCAGUUACUAGAAGAUGGCCGCUUGCUUCUUCGUGAGAAGGACUGUUACGAGAAGUUGGGGUUCUCUUGGUCAACGCAAAAGAAGUGGAUGAUCAUCAGUAUUGUUUUCAUUGUUCAAGUGUCGAUGAAUUUCAACGCUUCCGUCUACCCAAGUUCCCUUGCAUUGAUUGCCGAAGAGUUUGACAUCAGCGACCAAAAGAGUAGGGUCUCGCAGAUGGUGUUCCUUAUCGCCUACGCUUUUGGCUGUGAGCUCUGGGCCCCAUGGUCUGAGGAGUACGGUCGCUGGCCUAUCUUGCAGGGAUCUUUGUUCUUCGUGAACAUUUGGCAGAUUUUGGGUGCACUCGCUCCUAACUAUGCUACUGUCGUGAUCGCCAGAGGUCUUGGUGGUUUGUCAUGUGCCGGAGGCUCGGUUACGUUGGGUAUUACCGCCGAUAUGUGGGAGGCCCAAGACCAGGGUUACGCCGUUGCAUACGUUGUUCUUUCCUCCGUGGCUGGAUCUGCGGUCGGUCCUAUUUUUGGUGGUAUAAUCCGUGACAAUCUUUCCUGGAGAUGGAACUUCUGGAUCCAGCUCAUUUUUGGAGGUGUUGUUCAGCUCAUUCAUUUCUUUUUCUGUGCCGAAACCAGAGUGUCUCUUUUGAUUGACAAGGAGGCAAAGAGAAGGAGAGAAUCAGGUGAGAACAACCACGUCUACGGCCCAGGAGAGGUGAACGAUCACAAACUCACUUUCAAAGAAAUCUUUGACAUCUGGACGCGUCCUUUUGUCAUGUUUGCCACCGAGCCUAUUGUGUUGUUCUUGUCGCUUUUCUCUGGUUUCUCGGACGCUUUGAUUUUCAUUUGCAUGGAGUCGUUCUCUCUUGUCUACGGCCAAUGGGGCUUCUCAAACACUGCCAAUGGUCUUGCUUUCAUUCCAAUUUUGAUCGGUUACUUCAUUGCAUACGGUAUUCAUAUUCCUGAUGUGGCUAGACAAAUGUUUCUCACCAAGAAUUAUGGAGAAGAGUCUCGUCUCGCCGAGCGCAGAAUGCUCCUCUUGCUUUUCCUUGCUCCUUUGGAGGCCAUUGGCUUGUUCGGUUUUGCUUGGACCAGCAUGGGCCCCGACCACAACCCUUGGAUUGCCCCCAUGAUCUUCACUGUCUUGAUUGCCAUUGCCAACUUCAGUAUCUAUAUGUCCACCAUUGACUACAUGGUGGCUGCUUACGGACCGUACUCUGCUUCUGCUACCGGUGGAAAUGGAUUUGCGCGUGAUUUCUUGGCCGGUGUCUCUGCCAUGUACGCCAUUCCUUUGUACGAAAAUAUCGGAGAUAAGUACGCUUUGCAAUGGGGCAGUACGCUUUUGGGUUUCCUUGCCAUUCUCGUCAUGAUUCCCAUCUACGUUUUCUACUGGAAGGGACCUGAAAUUCGUGCUAGGUCUAAGUUUGCACAGGUGUUGGCCGCCGACAGAAAGACAAGCAAGGUCGACUCCGAAGAGGAAGAGGGGUACGAUGAGAAGCCUGUCUCGACCGUUUAA
This is a messenger RNA of Metschnikowia bicuspidata var. bicuspidata NRRL YB-4993, 1677 nucleotides long. RefSeq names its product MFS general substrate transporter. The transcript has 2 exons. The coding region runs from base 1 to 1677 and encodes 558 amino acids. Lineage: Eukaryota; Fungi; Ascomycota; Pichiomycetes; Serinales; Metschnikowiaceae. The record is from RefSeq and is a predicted model, not a curated record. Gene Ontology annotation, molecular function: transmembrane transporter activity. Gene Ontology annotation, biological process: transmembrane transport.